AUGGAGCAAAAUGUGAAAUUGAAACCAACAGAUGGUGAUCUUCUCAACGAUCCGAUGAGAUAUAGGAGGUUGGUAGGAAGAUUAAUUUAUCUUACUGUCACAAGGCCAGACAUUGUUUAUUCAGUUCAGAUUUUGAGUCAGUUCAUGCACCAACCUAGAAAACCACACAUGGAGGCCGCACUUCGUGUUUUAAGAUUCAUUAAAGGCACACCUGGUCAAGGCUUGUUUUUCCCGGCUGUGAACAAUCUUGAGUUGAGAGCUUAUUGCGAUUCAGAUCAUGCAGGUUGUCCAACAACAAGGAGAUCAACAACAGGUUAUUGUGUUUUUCUAGGAAAUUCUCUUAUCUCAUGGAAAUCAAAGAAACAAUCAACUGUUGCUCGAUCAUCUGCAGAAGUAGAGUACAGGGCCAUGGCAAUCACAUUUCUUGAAAUUACAUGGUUGUGCUAUAUAUUGCGCAACUUAAGAGUUACACAGAAGGGUCCUGCACUUUUGCAUUGCGACAAUCAAGCUGCACUACAUAUAGCUGCAAAUCCAGUUUUCCACGAAAAAACGAAGCACAUUGAAAUUGAUUGUCACAUUGUGAGAGAGAAACUACAAGCUGGUGUAAUUUCUCCUUCCUAUAUUUCUUCACAAGAUGAGUUGGCAGAUAUAUUUAUGAAGGCCUUGGGAGGAGAUGCCUUCAAUAUUUUAAGUCGCAAGUUGGGACUUCACAACAUUCACUCUCCAACUUGA
Prunus avium (sweet cherry) is the source of this 732-nucleotide messenger RNA. The record is from RefSeq and is a predicted model, not a curated record. Lineage: Eukaryota; Viridiplantae; Streptophyta; Magnoliopsida; Rosales; Rosaceae.